Molecule: messenger RNA, 3028 nt
Organism: Cloeon dipterum
Lineage: Eukaryota; Metazoa; Arthropoda; Insecta; Ephemeroptera; Baetidae
Gene: gprs
Product: gprs
Exons: 9
Coding region: 16-1575 (519 amino acids)
Molecular function (GO): protein binding
Source: RefSeq, a predicted model, not a curated record
UGUAUCUCGGCGUGCAUGGGCCUUCCUCACGGCAUGUGGCAUGCUCGGGGCCGAUUGGCGCUGGUUGGUCGGGCGGCGGAGGCGGUCGGGUGGUGCGCGCCCUCCGCUCUUUCGGGCCAAGCGGGUGCCAAGUGGCGCAGCCAGCGGCAGUCGGUGCGCCGAGAGGGUUGCGAACGGCCUCGCGUCCCGCCACCCGCAGCCGGGCCGUCCCACGCUCCUCCUUUCACGCCCUCGUCAGGGGCCCCUGAGGACCGCCGCGUGCUCGACAUGGAGAAUGCGUUCAAACUUCCCGAGCCGUGGGAAAUCGCCAUGGAAGCUGGUGAAAUCCCCAUGGGCCGCAAAGGAAGCAGUGUCUCAAUGCCCGACCAAAGCUUGACAAUGGCGGAGGCGCUCAAUGAUGAGCCUGACCUUAGCACCUUCGAGAAUAAGUCCGGUCUGGCGGAGGACAUGAAGUUCCUCGCGUCCAUGCCGGAGCUGUGCGAUGUCACCUUUCUGGUCGGCGACACGCGCGAGCCGGUUUGCGCUGUUAAGGCGGUUCUGGCCGCAAGAAGCAGGGUCUUUCACAAGAUGCUAUAUCAGGCUCCGAGUCCUCAGCGUAAAAAGGAGCCGCCGCCGCGUGAAAACAAGCUGCGUUUGUUUUUGAAGAGGAGCAGCGAACCGCUGCUGAAUCUGCAGAACGCCGCGCAGCAGCGAGCUGGAUUCACGCAGCAACUGACCCCCAUUCACGAGAGCAACCAACAUCAGACGCUGAUAAUCGAGGAGUUCGAGCCCGACGUGUUCCGCCAGCUGAUCGAGUACAUCCACACCGGCUGCGUCACCCUGCAGCCGCGCACCUUGCUCGGAGUGAUGAACGCUGCUGAUUAUUAUGGAUUGGAUGAGCUGCGCCGUGCGUGCGCUGGCUUCGUUCAGUGCUGCAUCAAUGUGGACACCGUGUGUGCUUUAUUGGCUUCGGCGGAGAGAUACAUCCAGUACAAGUGUACAAAGUCGUUGGUCCAAAAGGUUUUGGAGUUCGUGGACGAGCAUGGCAAUGAGGUUUUGAAUCUGGGUUCCUUUACUCUUCUUCCUCAGCACGUCGUGCGUCUAAUUUUGGCCAGGGAAGAACUGCGAGCAGACGAGUUCACUAAAUUCCAGGCUGCUCUAAUGUGGGGCAAAAAGUACUGCGACUCGAAUCCAAACACCCAGCUCAAAGACGUGAUUGGAAACUUCCUCGAAUACAUUCAGUUCCACAAAAUACCCGCCAACGUUUUAAUGAGGGAGGUGCACCCGCUCGGCCUGGUGCCCUACUCUAUCAUUAUGAACGCUCUGGCAUACCAGGCAGACCCAACAAGUGUCGACCCCAUUAAGCUCUCCCCUAAUCGAGUAAGGCGAUCAAGCCAGGGCCGCUCGAUGUCGGUGCAGAGUUCGCUCGAUCCGUACGGUUCCAACACGACCCUGAGUUCGAGCGGCUCCAGCGAACUCGACAGCGGCCGCAUCAGUUCCGAAGGAGCCGGAGCGGGCGCUGGGGCUGGCGGGGGCAGCAGCGGGGGCGGCGGCGGGGGUAGUAGUGGAGGCAAGCACUCGGGGGCAAGCAACUAGAGGUGACGAAAUUCGUUUUCCGUUUAUAACGCCAGAGUAUUAGUAAGAAAAAGGCUGACCGUUAGCGCCGACUGUUUUUGAACGAAACGUUCUAAAUUUUUGGCAAACGCUGCGAUGGGUCCGGCGGGUCCGUCAUUGUUUUUACUGGAGUUUUAUUGUUAAAUGAUUACUCGUCAAUAUAAAAAACUUCUUUUCGUUCAGAUUAAAAAAAGAUUCGCCAGAGUUAAGCUAAAAUUCAAAUGGGAAUUGCUGGAAUUCCUGAUGGUUUUUAACGUUUUGAUCAAAAGCAUCGUGGACCAAAUAUGGAUGGAAAUCGUGUUCAAAAACUAAUUUCGUGAAAAAAAAUCGAAUUUUACGUUUCUUAUUAGAUUUAAAAUGCAAUUUAAUAUCUCUGUUUUGAUGUGCAAGCUUUUUACUCGAAUGUGUUCGAACAGCCUUUUUUCAAGAGUGCAAAAUUUCAUAUGUGUGUACUUAAAUCAUAUCAGACAAACAUCGUCAAUUUUUGUGUACGCGUUGCAGGCGAUGAAUUUAUGUGUUAUUAUUAUUCGCCACAUCAGUUUUUGGUUCAUUUUGUACAUGUGAGCUAGAUAAUCAUGACAGAAGUAGGUGUCUUAUGAUAAAACCACAUAAAAACGCGUCUCACCUCUCGGAGCUGGAAAGAAUGUUGAUUUAUCAACGUGAAGCACAUAUUUUGAUGUCGCUGCGUACGUUUCGUGCAAACAUUUGUGGUACACACGGCUGUAGUUGUGAAGAUAUUAUAUACAGCUGGAUUUUUGUAAAAAGAAAAUGAAAGCAAUGGUUGUAAUGAUUGCUGCUGGUUUUAAGAAAUCGACGUAGUUGCUUGCCUCUCGCGGCCGUUCUCCUUUACCCGUGAUUCUCGAUGACGUUCCCUUACGUCUUGCUGCCCGAAAAUUCGGAAAAUUCAAACUCAACUCACUCUAAUGUCCAUAUAUUUAUUCUGAAAUAAUCAUGUCUGCCAUGCAGUUUUAAGAAGCAAAAUAUGUUUAAAACGACUGUUCGUAUUAUGCUUAACUAUAUUAGCAUUAUAGAGAGGAGAUAUAUUUCAAAUUUUAACAGUAAACGAGGAAACCUUGGAAUUGGCUUAAUAUGUGUGAUAAACAAGCAAAUUGUGUACUUCUCGGUUAGACUGCAAUUUUUCCAUUGUAACAAAAAUACCUUUUUAAUAAUAUAGUCUUAUUAUUACAAUCUUUUUCUACUCUUCUUUGGGUGAUGCAUAUUUAUGGAGCGUGUAUAUUAGUUUAUUUAAACCACUACCAUUUCGCAACUACUAUACAAAACUAACAGCCAAUGCAUUUACUCACAGUGUUAAAUGUUCAAAAAAAUACUAUUUAUUGUAAAAAAAAAAUAAAAUUUCAUAAAAAGAUAUGAAAUGGAUAUGAAAAGAUAUAUGUGUGAAAAUCCGGUGAAACACUAAUAAAAUACACAGCCAAAA